Messenger RNA from Marmota monax (woodchuck), 6312 nucleotides. RefSeq names its product solute carrier family 8 member A1 (gene Slc8a1). Gene Ontology annotation, biological process: calcium ion import across plasma membrane; sodium ion transmembrane transport; cell communication. Gene Ontology annotation, cellular component: sarcolemma; axon; postsynapse. Gene Ontology annotation, molecular function: calcium:sodium antiporter activity. Bases 286 to 3198 code for a protein of 970 amino acids. The transcript is spliced from 12 exons. The record is from RefSeq and is a predicted model, not a curated record. Lineage: Eukaryota; Metazoa; Chordata; Mammalia; Rodentia; Sciuridae.
AAUGCAGUCAGGUUUGUGAGCCACUGACAUAGGGAUAAAGGAGUGUUACUGCUCCAAUACCUUGCUCUUUUUUUGCAGAAUCAAACUGGAAUUCCUGGAGUCAGAAUCUCUCUCUCCCAAACCUGACUGCCAGAGCCACAUUGAAGUCAGUUGUGAGUCUUGCUCAGUGAAUGGAAUUACAUGUAGAAAAUUCACAAACAGAGAGACCAAAUUGUAAAUUUCACAAAGGAUUGCUUAAUCACUGAUGGAGUCAGGUCAGGACAGUUGGACGUCUCCUUGUACAACAUGCCUCGGUUAAGCCUCUCACCCAUGUUUUCAAUGGGAUUUCAUCUGUUAGCGCUGAUGGCUUUCUUAUUUUCCCACGUGGACCAUAUAACUGCUGAGACUGAAAUGGAAGGAGGAGGAAACAGUACCGCUGAAUGUACCGGCUCAUAUUAUUGCAAGAAAGGGGUGAUUUUGCCUAUUUGGGAGCCCCAAGACCCUUCCUUCGGAGACAAGAUUGCUAGAGCUACUGUGUAUUUCGUGGCCAUGGUCUACAUGUUUCUGGGAGUCUCUAUCAUUGCCGACCGGUUCAUGUCCUCUAUUGAAGUCAUCACAUCCCAAGAAAAAGAAAUAACCAUAAAGAAACCCAAUGGGGAGACCACCAAGACAACUGUGAGGAUCUGGAAUGAGACUGUAUCCAACUUGACCUUGAUGGCCCUGGGAUCUUCUGCUCCUGAGAUUCUGCUUUCAGUUAUUGAAGUGUGUGGCCAUAACUUCACUGCUGGAGACCUGGGGCCCAGCACCAUUGUGGGAAGUGCUGCCUUCAACAUGUUCAUCAUCAUUGCACUUUGUGUUUACGUGGUCCCUGAUGGAGAGACGAGGAAGAUUAAGCAUCUGCGCGUGUUCUUCGUGACGGCAGCCUGGAGCAUCUUCGCCUAUACCUGGCUGUACAUUAUUCUGUCUGUCAUCUCUCCUGGUGUUGUGGAGGUCUGGGAAGGUUUGCUUACUUUCUUCUUCUUUCCCAUCUGUGUGGUGUUCGCCUGGGUAGCAGAUAGGAGGCUGCUGUUUUACAAGUAUGUCUACAAGCGGUAUCGGGCUGGCAAGCAGAGGGGAAUGAUCAUUGAACACGAGGGGGACCGGCCAUCUUCCAAAACGGAAAUCGAAAUGGAUGGGAAAGUAGUCAACUCUCACGUUGACAAUUUCUUAGAUGGCGCUUUGGUUCUGGAGGUCGAUGAGAGGGACCAAGAUGAUGAAGAGGCUAGGCGAGAAAUGGCGAGGAUUCUGAAGGAACUGAAGCAGAAACAUCCAGAGAAAGAAAUAGAGCAGUUAAUAGAAUUAGCCAACUACCAAGUCCUAAGUCAGCAGCAAAAAAGUCGAGCAUUUUACCGCAUCCAAGCUACUCGCCUGAUGACCGGAGCUGGCAACAUUUUAAAGAGGCAUGCAGCUGACCAAGCAAGGAAGGCUGUCAGCAUGCACGAGGUCAACACGGAAGUGGCCGAAAAUGACCCGGUGAGCAAGGUCUUCUUCGAGCAAGGGACAUAUCAGUGUCUGGAGAACUGUGGUACUGUGGCCCUGACCAUUAUCCGCAGAGGUGGGGAUUUGACCAACACUGUGUUCGUUGACUUCAGAACAGAGGACGGCACGGCCAACGCUGGGUCUGAUUAUGAAUUCACUGAAGGAACUGUGGUCUUUAAACCUGGCGAGACCCAGAAGGAAAUCAGAGUUGGCAUCAUCGAUGACGACAUCUUUGAGGAGGAUGAAAAUUUCCUUGUGCACCUCAGCAAUGUCAAAGUAUCCUCUGAAGCUUCAGAAGAUGGCAUCCUGGAAGCCAAUCACGUCUCUACUCUUGCUUGCCUCGGAUCACCCUCCACGGCCACUGUAACCAUUUUUGAUGAUGACCACGCAGGCAUCUUUACUUUUGAGGAACCUGUGACUCACGUGAGUGAGAGCAUUGGCAUCAUGGAGGUGAAGGUAUUGAGAACAUCUGGAGCUCGAGGAAAUGUUAUCGUUCCCUAUAAAACCAUUGAAGGGACUGCCAGAGGUGGAGGGGAGGACUUUGAGGACACUUGUGGAGAGCUGGAAUUCCAGAACGAUGAAAUUGUCAAAACAAUAUCAGUCAAGGUAAUUGAUGAUGAGGAGUAUGAGAAAAACAAGACCUUCUUCCUUGAGAUUGGAGAGCCCCGCCUGGUGGAGAUGAGUGAGAAGAAAGCCCUGUUAUUGAAUGAGCUUGGUGGCUUCACAAUAACAGGAAAAUACCUGUAUGGCCAACCUGUCUUCAGGAAAGUUCAUGCUAGAGAACAUCCGAUUCCCUCUACUGUAAUCACCUUCGCAGAGGAAUGUGAUGACAAACAGCCGCUGACCAGCAAAGAGGAAGAGGAAAGGCGCAUUGCCGAGCUGGGAAGGCCCAUCUUAGGAGAGCACACCAAGCUGGAAGUGAUCAUUGAAGAGUCCUAUGAGUUCAAGAGUACUGUGGACAAACUCAUUAAGAAGACAAACCUGGCCCUGGUGGUGGGGACAAACAGCUGGAGAGAACAGUUCAUCGAAGCCAUCACUGUCAGUGCUGGGGAAGAUGAUGACGAUGAUGAAUGUGGGGAGGAGAAGCUGCCCUCCUGUUUUGAUUACGUGAUGCACUUUCUGACUGUGUUCUGGAAGGUCCUGUUUGCCUUCGUCCCUCCUACGGAAUACUGGAAUGGCUGGGCAUGCUUCAUUGUCUCCAUUCUCAUGAUUGGCCUACUGACAGCUUUCAUUGGAGAUCUGGCUUCCCACUUUGGUUGCACCAUUGGCCUGAAAGAUUCCGUGACCGCCGUCGUGUUUGUUGCACUUGGGACUUCAGUGCCAGACACCUUUGCCAGCAAAGUGGCAGCCACUCAGGACCAGUAUGCUGAUGCAUCCAUAGGUAACGUCACAGGCAGCAACGCAGUGAACGUCUUCCUGGGAAUCGGCGUGGCCUGGUCCAUCGCUGCCAUCUACCACGCAGCCAAUGGGGAACAGUUCAAAGUGUCUCCUGGCACACUAGCUUUCUCUGUCACUCUCUUCACCAUUUUUGCUUUCAUCAAUGUGGGGGUGCUGCUUUAUCGGCGGAGACCAGAAAUCGGAGGUGAGCUCGGUGGGCCCCGGACUGCCAAGCUCCUUACAUCCUGCCUCUUUGUGCUCCUGUGGCUCUUGUACAUUUUCUUCUCCUCCCUGGAGGCCUACUGCCACAUAAAAGGCUUCUAAAGGAACAUCAAAUAUAGUAAAUUUAUAUAUAUAUAUAUAUACAUAUAUAUAUAUACAUAAAAAUUAUGUAUAAUGAACAGAGGAAAUUGACAUUUGUCAUGUUCACUUACCUGCUGAUGGAAUCCAGCUUCAAGAGCAUACUUUGUACUAGGGCCAAAGUCAGAAACCAUCACCUCCCAUUCCCAGAGGCAUCAUCAUGCUGAACAAGGCGCAGAGGCAGGGCCAUAUUUGCAGCUCGGCCUACAAGAGCUGUACUCUCUCCAGGUUCAUAAAUUGUUAAGGCUUUGAUUUGUUUUCUUGUUUUUCUGUUUUGUUUUCAGUGGGGUUGAGGAGGUGGCUGAUGUUUGGCUUUGCUUUUUGUUUUGUUUUGUUGGGAGGGUCAGGGUUUUCGCUUCUCUUUGUGAGAGGUGAUAACCCAUCCAAAUGUAAAUGGGUUUGGGGUAAAAAUUGAAAUCAUUAAGAUACCCCCUCCCUCGCCUCCUCCAAACACUUUAAAAAUGACUUUGGAUUAAGAAAGGAUCUGGGCGUGGAAGAAGAAAGAAGCACAGCACAUCUUCACUCUAUUACCAAAUUUCAUGCUUCUCUCCACAAUGUGAGCAGACUGACGCUGCCUCCAAGAAGAAGCAUGGGAGCUGGGACGGAGCCAGGAAAAGCGAUGGUUCUUGAUAUAGUCUGUUAUUGAAGGAUGCGGUGCCUGGCACUCUUGUUCAACAGGUACAAGGAUAAUGUGCCUAGAUUCCCAGGAACAUGCAAAACCCUUUAUUUCUUAUCUCUUGAACUCUGGACUAUGAUUCACAAGGCCCUAUUCAUUCCAACCCAGGUAACUCCCCAGGUGUCCCAUCCCAGCCCUCCUCCUGCUUACCCACUCUCCAUGCAAAAAGGAAGAAUAAUCCCAUUCAAAAAGCACAUCAUCCUUUUCCAUUUGCAUCAGUAUAUGUGUCCCAGUCCCAUGUUGCUGCUGCUGCCUGGGAUUGUCCGUCAGUUUUAUUUUCAAAAGUAUCCGUGGCUCGCACAAUCCUGUCCCAGUCGCUACUGAACAUUUGCUCCUUCUUCAUGUGCCUGUUUGGGAAUGUUGUUGUGAUACCUGUUACACAGUGCAUGGAUGAAAAACAAAACAAAACAAAGCGUAUCUGUAUAUAGUAGAGUAUAGCAUAUACUGUUCUCCCAUUCAGCAACGUUGAUUGGGCGUUGAAGACAUAAGUGAGCUUUCUUUUCACCUGAAUUGUUGCUUUCAUGUUGUUAUUGAGUUUGAUUAUUACUAGGGAUAAAAGGAGAAAAAUGGCUCAUUUUUUCAUGCACAUUCAUUCUAAGAAGCAAUAACAGUCUUGUGGGAAAAGUUAAAGUUAUUGAGAGGCUAGCAGGCAACCUACAGAGAUCUUUAUGGAAAAUUAGCCACGUGGAACAUAUCAGAGGCCUCUGUGAAUCACCCAUUAAUUCAGGAAGGCCAAAGAGAAAGGUGUUGGAGAGAAGUGAAUGCGUGGGAUAUGCCUGGCUUUUAGAACCACCAUGUCCACAACACCCCUUCCCCCAAAGUAUUUAUUGCACAUCUGCUCUGUCUGGCACAGAUGUUAGAUGGCAUUGGUCUGUUCAUUUUAUUUUUUUAUGUAAAAGGCAUUAUUGAGUCCUGUUUCUUUCACCAUCCAGUCCAGACUCCUCUAAUUAUAUCAGUAGUUCCCAAGUAGGAAAGAAGCCAAGAUAACCAAUGGGCCUUUAAGUGUUUCUCCUCUACUUAUGAUGAAAAGAAGGUAAUUAAAUGAGAUUAGUGCCUCCCAGAGGAUUGCACUGGGAGGUUUUAACCCUUGAAAAGGAAUGGCUCUUUCUAUUUCAAAAUACCAAAGAGUGUAGAUCAACCCAACAUUCCAAAAAGAGAUUCCACUAAUGAGCAAAAUUGGAAUGACUGUUCACCUCUCAGAGACUUCUCAGUCUCUAAGGAAAUCCAGGCCGGAGGCAUCCCUGGCCUUCUGUAUUCAUUCAAAGACACGAAAAAAGAAACAUUGUUGAGGUCUAUUUUCUCUUCAUCUACUCAGUAAUCAUGACCAUUCACCAUUUAUUAAAUGCUUGGUGAUGGAGUGAAUAAUGAAAUGCUGGUUGUCCACUCAACAGGCCAGGUAGAAUACUGUUUCCUGGGGCCCAAGGCAUGACCAAGGCAGCCCAGCUUCCUGCCCUCAGCAGGGUACACAGAGAAUCCAAUUAUUAUUUCCAUGAGUAAAAGUUAACACAACCAUAUGGGAACAGUUUUAUCUUGCAAGGAUGAACACAAUUAUGAAAAUGUUUAAUAUAAACACAUAAUUGUAUAGAUAAAAUUAUCCAAAUAUCAAAGAUUGUCUUUAAGAGGAUGUAAAGUUUAGAUUUGAAGAAUACCCUCCUUAUGCUUGGCCAACUUGCAGAUACGUGUGUCUCCCCAUUUUAAACCAAGAAAGGCAAUCAUGUGGUGAUACACAUCACUGAGCAGACCCAGUUAACCUCAGUUUUUACCAUGUGGCAACAGUACUUUUCCAGGACCCAUCUCUGACCUGUCAUUGACAACCAACACUGGUGACUGCUUUAGGGACACAUCUAACCCACUCCUCCGCCCCCCCCCCCACCAAGAUUUAAAAAAUGGAAAGCUAGCCUAGAAACACCAAGUAAAUAAGGGAAGAGAUACAAGGUAUUUAAACUUUAGAAAGAUUUUCCACUCAUUUCUAGCCAUAUUUGGAAUGUCAGUAAUCCCAUAGUGAAUCUUCACUUUAAAAGAACCCUUAAGAAAUUCUUGCUGUUGGUGGAUUUCAAUUUUGAAACAUUUUGGUUUGUUUGCCUUUUCAGUUUUCAUGCUAUAGAGAAAAUACGAUUCUCAUUAUUCAGGGUUGUUAUUAUUAUAGUUGUGUAAAAUUAUUUCAUUUGAUUUGUUUGAUUAUUUUAUUUUGUGUGUAUUGUGCACAGCUUUAGGGGGGAAAUGCACUAAUUGUGCUGUUCCUUAUAAAUGGUACACAUAUUGACACAGACCAAUAAAGUUUCUAAUUGUUUCUGAUUUAAUCACUAGUGAUACAGCAUAGUCUGUAUGCAAUGUUUUCUCUCAUUGUCAUUGACUUCAUCUUUUUGUUUUCAUGUUUUGAAGAAAUAAAAACCAAAAAGGUA